AUAUAAUUGGAGUGUUGAUAAUAUCAAUGGUGGUGAUUUGUGGUGGCCAACAAGUGCCUGGUAAUCGCUGUAAUCUUUUUAAGGGGACGUGGGUUUAUGACCCAUCUUAUCCUCUUUAUCAAGUUUCAAAUUGUCCUUUUGUACAAAACGAGUUUAAUUGCCAAAAAAAUGGCAGACCAGACACAGAUUACCUCAAAUUCCGAUGGCAGCCAUCUUCCUGCAACUUACCCAGAUUUGACGGUCAGGAUUUCUUAAGGAGAUUAAGAGGAAAAAGCUUGACGUUUGUAGGAGACUCAUUGAGUUUAAACCAAUGGCAAUCUCUUACGUGCAUGCUUCACGUUGCAGUUCCCGCCGCCAAUUACACCAAUACCAGAACUUCUGAACUCUCCACCUUCUCCUUCCCUGCUUACAGGAGCAAAGUGAAAUUUUACCGUAAUGCAUUUUUGGUGGAUAUAAUAAGCACCAAAAAAGGACGAGUUCUGAAACUGGACUCCAUUGAAGGUGGGAAAAAGUGGAAGGAUGCUGAUUUUCUCAUUUUCAAUACAUGGCACUGGUGGCUUCACACCGGCAGGAAACAACCAUGGGAUUUUAUUCAAGAAGGGAAUGCUACCCACCGCGACAUGAACAGAUUAGUAGCGUUUGAGAAAGCUUUAAACACAUGGGCUAAAUGGGUUGAUCAAAACAUUGAUCCUGCAAAAACUACAGUUUUCUUUCAAGGAAUUUCCCCAGAUCAUGCCAAUGCGAGUGAUUGGGGAGAGCCAACCAAAAGGAAUUGUGGAGGCCAAACGAGACCAUUUACGGGACCUAAGUAUCCAGCAGGUCCACACCCGGCGGAGGUGGUGGCGGAGAAGGUGCUAAAAAGUAUGUCAAAGCCGGUGCAUUUGUUAGACGUAACGGGAUUAUCACAGAUGAGAAAAGACGGUCAUCCUUCUAGCUAUGGCAUGGGCGGCCAUAGAAGUAUGGAUUGCAGUCACUGGUGUCUUGCUGGAGUCCCCGAUAUUUGGAACCAACUUUUAUAUGCUACAAUUAUUCAAAAUUAACUUAGGCAUUAAAUUUCAUUGUUAUAUAAAAGUAAAAAUAAA
Messenger RNA from Carica papaya (papaya), 1082 nucleotides. Its product is annotated as protein trichome birefringence-like 43. The record is from RefSeq and is a predicted model, not a curated record. Gene Ontology annotation, molecular function: O-acetyltransferase activity. NCBI's taxonomy places the organism in Eukaryota, Viridiplantae, Streptophyta, Magnoliopsida, Brassicales, Caricaceae. Gene Ontology annotation, cellular component: Golgi apparatus.